UUAGUAAUUUUUGUUUCUUUUUUUUUUAAUCAAUAUCUAUAAUUUUCUCGCAUAUAUAUAGUAGUGAUUAUUUUCAAUGAAAAUUAUAUCUAUUAAAAAAUUGUUACUGCAUCGUUUGUGAGAUUAACGACUAACAGAUUCGUAAUGUACUGUGAUUUAUACUAUAUGUUAUAAAAAUAAAUUAUUUACGCAUCAACCAGUCGUGUAUUUGAGCGAAUCGAAGUUUAAUAAUUCUGUUGAAGAUAUAGCCGAGUUUAAAAUAUUUUUUUAUUCUGAUGAAUGUUUAUCAAUUUGUGGCAUGAAAAACCAACUACUUUAAUAUAUAAAAUGUUAAUUAUCUCGUAAACAACGCAUAAUAGCAUUUUUUUAUCAGAUAUAAUGACCAUAACUAUAGAUAUAAAUGACCACAACUUUUGCAAAUGAGCAAAAAAUAAAUUAUAGGUAUCCAUUUACAAAGAAUUGUGUUGAUCUUUAUAAAUUGAAAAAAAAAAUAAUUUACAUAAUAGCUAGCUCAGAGCUAUGCAAAUUACUUUUAUUAAAAUUUUUUGUAACUUCGAUCAAUCGCGAGAUAAUUGCAUCUAUGAAUAUACAUUUUGUAUGUUAAAAUAAUUAUUAAUACAUUAUUAUAAUUUAAACCAGCUUUUCCCAAAACUGUUCUUAAAUAAAAACACAAAUUAUAAAAAUUAAUAUUAUUUUAUUAUUUUCAUAUAUUUUGUUCCACAUUAUUAAAACUUGAGAAUAAAAGUUUAUUUUAUUUUUUUUAACUUCUAUAAUUAUUUGUAUAAUUUAUUUAUUCAACCUACCCUAUAAAAUAAUCAAGGUAUUUCGUAAAAAAUUCAAGAUUUGUGAAGUAGUAGUUUGAAAAACGCCAGUUUAGACGAUGAUAAUAAUAAUUUAAUAUCGAGGGAAAAAAAAUAAUACCGUAACAGAUUUUAAUUGUAUUGUAUAAAUAGGCAAUUUGUUUUGAAAAAAGAAAAUAUGUCAAACGAGAAACCGAAAGGCAUUAACCCGAGAAUGCAUGAAAACGAGCAAACGAAACUCAGCGUCGGCGCCGACGUCGAAGGUAACGGAGGGGUAGACACCGUUCAUGUUACAACGACUCUUAUGAAAAGCGUUUCCUUAUUUCUCACGAGUGCUUGGAAGGCCUCGGUAAACAUAAAAAGACCGUCCUCAGUGAAGCCAACGAAACAAGAGCCACGACCUCCGCGUAAAAAAGAAAUGCCGGAAAGCGGAAACGCCAGAAAUUCCGCUUACAUUGUCAAGGUUAUCGAGUCUCUCAAGAAGAAGACUAAAUUUAACAGAACAGAAUUAGAUGGACUCUGCAAACUAUAUAAAAAAUUAAUGACGCAAACUGGUCACCAACAAGUGAAUCCAUCGAUGGACAUUUACAGAAAGCCAAGACCAAUGCACAGUGUCGAGGGAAUCGAUAGAUCUAUUUUUCGCGAUCUUCUUCACAAUACUUUCAAAGUUAUAACCGAAGAUACGUUGGUAGAACGAUUGUUUUGUUGUUGGGAUCGCGAAAAUGAAGGUACUAUUAAAUUAGAAUCGUGGAUCAUGGGUCUCGAUGUUUUCCUCCGUGGCAAUCUACAGGAUAAAACUGAUUUCUGCUUUCGUGUUUACGAUUUAAAUAAUGAUGGUUUUAUUACGAAAGAUGAGAUCUUUCAAUUGUUUAAAAACUGUUUAAUAAAGCAACCAGGAGAAGAAGAUCCGGAUGAGGGAAUACGAGAUUUAUCAGAAUUGACUUUGAAAAAACUCGAUGUCAAUCGCGAUGGAAAAAUAUCAUUUCAAGAUUAUGAAAUGGCAAUUAGAAAAGAACCAUUGCUACUCGAAGCUUUCGGACAGUGUUUACCUACGGAAGAAAAUUGUACAGCCUUUAUCAAAUCGUUACAAUAUUGA
Vespa crabro (European hornet) is the source of this 1896-nucleotide messenger RNA. RefSeq names its product EF-hand calcium-binding domain-containing protein 1-like. The transcript has 4 exons. Gene Ontology annotation, molecular function: calcium ion binding. The coding region runs from base 979 to 1896 and encodes 305 amino acids. Lineage: Eukaryota; Metazoa; Arthropoda; Insecta; Hymenoptera; Vespidae. The record is from RefSeq and is a predicted model, not a curated record.